AUGCUUGGCAGGGCCUACACCACAGGCUUCAUGCUGAUGGGUCACACCGUUGCAAAGGACGACGAGGCGUUCAUCGCUCUCUUCAGCGGCGCGAGCUCUGCUUUGCGCGACAAGAGCACUACCCCGCCCAGCUUUCACCUGCCCGUCGCGACUCACCCCGAGCUAUGCCGCUGGUGCCUCUCAGUCGGGCUGAGGAUAGUGAGUCGCUGUCAUCGCCUCAUCCGAUGCGCUAACUGGGGGCUCGUGGGCGGCACUGUUCCCUCUCUAGUUUCCACCAGGACUGACGGCUUUCCGUCCAUUCCGGAGAAAAGUUUUGCGUCUUUGAGCCGACGGACUUUCGAGAUGCAUCCGACGUUGUGA
Messenger RNA from Klebsormidium nitens, 360 nucleotides. The record is from the annotation of a GenBank genome assembly. Lineage: Eukaryota; Viridiplantae; Streptophyta; Klebsormidiophyceae; Klebsormidiales; Klebsormidiaceae.